GAGAGGCAGAUAGAGGAACCUGCUGCCAAGCUCAAGACGGUACCCAGCAUCAGGUAUAUCUUGCAGCAACUCCAGCCACACAGACGACUUAGCACCACUGACAACUCUCAACCCGACGCCUUCAACGGCUGAGUCCUUGCAGUGACCAGCCUCUCUCUCUCUCCAAGCCCUGAACAGCCUCAGUCUAGUCGUGACCAGCAGCCUCCACCUCCACCGUGCUCUGCCUGCCUCUAGCCUCUGCCUCUGACCAGCAUCUUCCUCUGCCUCUGAGCAGCCUCUGCCUCUGACCAGCCUCUCCACACACACCGUGGGCCCCUGAUAAUGAUGAUGUUCCAGAAGCAAGUUCACCCUUCUGGCCCCCAGUGCUCGGUCAUCCAGGGCGGGUACACGUCUCCCACAUCCCUCUCCUACUCUGUGCUGAGUCACGCGGGGGGGCAUUCAGCUGGGGCAGCAUUGGGGGGCCACAUGGGGGUGACCCCCGACAGCACCCCCACCUCGGUCAGCCACCAAGGCCACAUGAGCCAGGAUGCGGGCAACGGGCUGUACUGCACCGCGAUGGGCUCUGCUCAGGGCUCCGGGAUGGGCUACAUGACCACGGCUGCCUGCUCCACUGGCAACAUGGGAGACCACCAGGCCCAGCAGAACCACAUGGCACAACAGCAGGACUUCCCCUCCUUCCUCCUGCCCCCUCCUCCUCCUCCUCCGUCCUCUGCCACGGCUCUCCACCGGCCGCCCAUGUCCAAGAAGGGCGUGAACAAGGACAGCCUGGAGUACCGUCUGCGUCGGGAGCGCAACAACAUCGCGGUGCGCAAGAGCCGGGACAAGGCGCGGCGUCGCAUCCAGCUGACCCAGCAGCGGGCCCUGCAGCUGCAACAGGAGAACCAGCGGCUGACGCUGCUCAUCGACCAGCUGACCCACGAGCUGGACACCCUGCGCCACUACCUGGCACAGAGGCCGGCGCCACCCCUGCAGCGCGCCAAGACUGAGGGGGACGCCUGCUGACCAGCUACUGUACAAGCACCACACAAUACACAACACACCCUAUGCUGAAUACAGUACAUAUGCACGUGUACGUGCGUGCACACACAGGCACGCACGCACACACACACACACACACACACACACACACACACACACACACACACACACACACACACAGCGCUCCAAGACUGAGAAGGGCAGCAGCUGACUUGUCAGCAGCCGGGUGAAACGGCAUAUACACCUCAUAUACGUACAUCACACACUCAUACCUUUCACUCACAAGGCAUAUACAUGAAAACAGCAAAUGAAUGUCAAAUAUUUCACACAGAAACAGACCUGCAUUGUGCCAUACAUUGUUAUGGUAUGGUGUGCUCUGGCGAAUAACCUACAUGGGGUCAAGCGAACAGGUGCCCAUUUAGCUGGUUGUGCCAGCCAGAUUUUGCCACGCAUAAAGAAACAAAAACCAAACUUUAAAAGCAACUGUACAGCCUUUUAUAAAUCAGCAUCUUCUAUUGUUAUUGUCCUUGUGCAUUGUAUGUACAUUUUUUGUAUGCAUAUUUUUCAGAAUGAUUACAGUAAUGUUUCUGAUUGAUAUCUUUUGUAAACUAUAAUGUGUGAAUAAAAAAUGUUGAAUGUAAAUAA
This is a messenger RNA of Engraulis encrasicolus (European anchovy), 1623 nucleotides long. It is a transcript of the gene cebp1, whose product is annotated as CCAAT/enhancer binding protein (C/EBP) 1. Gene Ontology annotation, molecular function: RNA polymerase II cis-regulatory region sequence-specific DNA binding; DNA-binding transcription factor activity, RNA polymerase II-specific. Gene Ontology annotation, biological process: regulation of transcription by RNA polymerase II; DNA-templated transcription. The transcript has 3 exons. Lineage: Eukaryota; Metazoa; Chordata; Actinopteri; Clupeiformes; Engraulidae. The coding region runs from base 322 to 1002 and encodes 226 amino acids. The record is from RefSeq and is a predicted model, not a curated record.